AUGUAUGACAAUUAUCAAGGUUUGGACAUGUAUGACAAUUAUCAAGGCUGGGACAUGUAUGACGAUUAUCAAGGCUGGGACAUGUAUGACAAUUAUCAAGGUUUGGACAUGUAUGACAAUUAUCAAGGCUGGGACAUGUAUGACGAUUAUCAAGGCCGGGACAUGUAUGACAAUUAUCAAGGCUGGGUCAUGUAUGACAAUUAUCAAGGUUUGGACAUGUAUGACAAUUAUCAAGGCUGGGACAUGUAUGACAAUUAUCAAGGUUUGGACAUGUAUGACAAUUAUCAAGGCUGGGACAUGUAUGACAAUUAUCAAGGUUUGGACAUGUAUGACAAUUAUCAAGGCUGGGACAUGUAUGACAAUUAUCAAGGCCGGGACAUGUAUGACAAUUAUUAA
This is a messenger RNA of Pelobates cultripes (western spadefoot toad), 396 nucleotides long. Lineage: Eukaryota; Metazoa; Chordata; Amphibia; Anura; Pelobatidae. The record is from the annotation of a GenBank genome assembly.